This is a messenger RNA of Sinocyclocheilus anshuiensis, 6829 nucleotides long. Its product is annotated as antigen KI-67-like. The record is from RefSeq and is a predicted model, not a curated record. Gene Ontology annotation, biological process: regulation of mitotic nuclear division; regulation of chromosome segregation. The coding region runs from base 321 to 6365 and encodes 2014 amino acids. Gene Ontology annotation, cellular component: nucleus; chromosome. Gene Ontology annotation, molecular function: protein binding. NCBI's taxonomy places the organism in Eukaryota, Metazoa, Chordata, Actinopteri, Cypriniformes, Cyprinidae. The transcript is spliced from 16 exons.
UAACGUGCUAAAUUAACCUUUGAAUAAGGCUCUAAUUAGCUAGCUCCAUCCAUUAUGCGAUAUUAUAUAUUUUUUUGAGUAAAUACCUGGUAGUUGUUUUAUUUUUUUUGGCGGAGGAAUAUAUGCCGUCAGUCAAGACGGAAAAACGCGCUGAUGGACACCGUGUGCUGAUGUUUGAGCGUAGUAGUUUGAGCUAGUAACGGCAGGAGCGACCGGGACAAUAAACCUAAUGCUGGAUUAAAUCAUUAAGACAGGGUUUGACAUCGAUGGAAUAUAUUUUAUCGUUUUGAUUUACGCAACCUCAGGUAAGUUGUUUUGAAAUGCCUUUGCUUGGGAAGAUAGUGGUGAUCAAGAGAAAUGGAGGAGAUGGCACUGAAUUUCCCCUCACAGCGUCCUGUCUGUUCGGAAGGAAGCUGGACUGUGAUAUUCGGAUUCAGCUGCCACAGGUGUCUAAAGAGCAUUGUAAAAUUGAGCUGAAUGAGAACAAGGAGCUCAUUUUGAUCAAUUUGAGCUCUGUGAACCCCACACGUAUUAAUGGACAAGUUCUUAAUCAGUCGGAGCGUUUAAAGCAAGGUGAUCUCAUCACAAUCAUUGAUCGUUCUUUCAGGUUUGAGUACCCACCUCCUAAGACACCGAAGAAGAGGCUGUCCACACCUGGAAAAGACAAAGCAGUUCAGGCUUUGCAAGAGCAGCAGGAAAAAGGCACACCUGUUCCUGUGGAAAAGAGAAAGUCAGAGCAUUCGUUUGAUACUUGUUUAAAAGAUGGGUCAAAUUUGCCACCAUCUGUGGAACAAACUGUUGAGACUGAACCAGAAGAUGGCAAACUUAAAAAGGACAGCAUGUCACCAUUUUGUGAGCUUUACCAAAUGGUCAAACAGGACCUUGCUGCAAAAUCACCAUGGAAGUCUGAGCUACCAAAAACACCUCUUGCAAGACCUCAGGUUGGUCACGAGAAAGUUGCCGCUGCAGAUGUUAAUAGUAGUCAGAAACAGGUCACAACCCCAUCUACCAAGAAGCGAAGAUCCUCGAAAUCCAAUUCUGAAGAUACAACUGGACCAGCUAUACCUCAGAGCUCAUUUAAUGCAAAUGUGGAAGAAAACCCCACUGACGAUGUGCCAUCUAUAGAGUCCACCACCCCCUCAAUGACAGAGAAAUGUGUAACUCCUGUCUCCCAGAAGAAUAGAACACCCUUGAAAACACCUCAGAAGUUCAGUGCUUGUGAGGUAGUCCAGCAAAUUCUUUUACAGCCACUGCCUGAAGAGAAAACUCCUAAAUCCCCAAAAGGAAGGAGAAGUGGUGGAUCACAGGAUCAGAGCUUUGUUCAUCAAAUACCUUCAGUCCAGCCUCAGACUCCAGGCCCAAAGGAUAACAACACUGAAGUGAAGAUGUCACCUAGAACAUCCCCAAGAGCAAAUGCUGGCAAAAGGUUUCAAUUCCAAGAUGUUCUGCCUGAAGUUACAGCUACCACAUCAGCUUCUAAGAAGGAAGAUGACACUUCAGUAAAUGAGCUAUUUGAUGGUAAUGAAUCUCGCAAUGAAGUAACCGUUCCAAAAGCAAAGAAAAAGCGAGUGUCCUUUGGUGGUCAGUUGAGUCCAGAGCUAUUUGACAAAUGCCUGCCCCCCAAUUCCCCCCUUCGCCGUGGGGCAACCCCACGACACAGUUUGGGUCCUUCCCAAAAACCCCAAUCUCUCUUACAACGAGCAUCCACCAUUGGUCUUUUGGCUCUUCGACUUAAAGAAACCGUUUCAGAGGCUCGAAAAAGUUCUCCAAAGAAAGCUUCACCCAAAUGGACAGCAUCUCCAGUGAAGACUCCAUCACCUGCCAAAAGGUCACUGGGUACCAAGGCUACAACUCCAUCACCUGCCAAGAGGUCACCGGGUACCAAGGCUAAAACUCCAUCAUCUGCCAAAAGGACACCGAGUGCCAAGGAUAAAAAUCCAUCACCAAAACCUCAAAAGUCACCAACUGCUUCAACCAAAGCACCAACACCAUCCUCUACUCCUGCUACACCCAGGACACCUGCAUCUGCUAAGAGAGCAUCAACUUCAACGAUUGAGGCUGUGGGUGACAUGUCUUUAACUGAGACACCUCUGGCGCAGGGAAGGUUUUCAGUCUCUCGUAUAAAUACUCCAUCACCUGUCCAGGACCAGGGGAACAUGUCUGAACCACAGUCAGCCAUUGCAGAAGACAUGCCCCAGAAGUGUGUAACACCAAAGAUACACUUAAGGAGGAAGAGCAUGAAGUCUUCUGCAAGAAAAACUCCCAAAAGUGCAAUUAAAAGUGUUCUUGAUGUCAUUCGUUCAAGACGCAGUGGAGCAUCACGGGCUAAUCUAAAAGUGUUGACCUCUUGGGCUGAUAUUGUGAAGUUUGGUCAGACCCAACCUCAAACAGAAGUUACAACUAAGAAUAAACCUACAAAGAGCAGUAUAGUGAAGAGAACUGUAGUGAUAAAACCCAAGACACCUGCACAGAGGCUGAAAGAUGAUGUUAGCACUGGGCAUGCAGCAUCUCCAGUCACCAUUGUUGUUGGCAAAGCCCAUAUGAGGACUAACCAGUCUGUUGCUGCUGCACCUAAAAUAGUGCCAAACAUAGCACUAUUCAAGAAGGACAUGAAAAUGGAUGAGGACUUGACAGGUGUUGCAGAGAUUUUCAAAACACCAGCCAACACCAGGUCUAAGAAUAGAGUUCUUUUGAAUAAUGAAUGUCCAGGGAUUGCUCUGGAUGAGGUUUCAGUGAUGAAAACACCAGAGGAAUCAGGUGAAAUGUUGGUGUCGCCAUUAAGUGUGGUCUCCACUGCCAAAUCUGGUCGCUACAACAAUGAAGCAGUAACACGACUACUACUGGACAACCAGGAUGGUACUUUGUUGGAAGACGAAGGUCUUUCUCAACUCCCUGACAACUCUAUUGAGACAAGUUGCCAUGACAUCAUUCCAGAUGUAGAGACACCUUCUAAUGUCCAAAUAGAGAAAGAGGCUGCUGCACCUGAAACAGUAGUCAAAACCCCAAAACAGAAAGCUGCACCAUCCUUGUGCCUCACUGGAGUCAAGCGACUCAUGAAGACACCCAAACAGAAGGCUGAACCAAUUGAGGACUUAAGAGGAAAGCUGCUCAAGACCCCCAGGGAAUGUAAACCUCCCCAGGGUGAAAGUCUAGAAGGCAUUAAGGAACUCCUAAAGACUCCCAAAUACAGGGGAGCUCCAGUAGAAGACAUGGUUGGAGUGAAAAGAGUGAUGCAGACUCCAAAAGAGAAGAGCAAUCCUGUACUCUGUGCAUCUGGUCUUCAGAGGCAUAUGAGAACACCCAAAGAAAAGGCUGAGCAACACGAAGACCUCACUGGUGUGAAAGAACCGAUGAAAACACUGGAAAUAAAGGAGGGCAUGGUGGAGAAUCAAUUACGGCUGAAAAGAUUGGCGAAGACACCUAAACAGAAGAGAAAUCAAGUUGAAGAGAAUCUAACUGGUGUUCAGCAACUGAUGAAGACCCCUAAACACAAAGGAGAACCAGUUGAAGAUCAGAUGGGUAUACAAAGGCUAAUGCAGACUCCCAAAGAGAAAGUUGAACCUGUAGAAGACGUCUCUGGUUUGAAUCAGUUAAUGCAGACUCCCAAGUUAAAAGGAGAACCUGUCAGCAGGCAGUUUGAAAUCAGUGAACUGAUGAAGACCCCUCAACUUAAAGAAGCAAUGGCAGAGGAGUCCACUGGCCUUAAAGAACUCGAACCAGAGAACAGCUCUUCCCUGACAACAGAAAGUAGUGUGACUGGGCCUACCGAGAUACAAGAACCGGUGGAAAGUGGCUCUGCAUUCAUGCCAGCUGAAGGCGAGUUAAAACUGGGUUUGGAUGAGGAAUGCGACAAAGAAAAUGUCUGUCAGGUUGAAACCAUGGAGACUAAAGUUUUAAAAUCUGUGGAUUUCCAGUGCACAGCUAAAGCAGUUGAAUCUAAUCAGAGUCAUCCAGAGAUUGAGACUGUAAUUCCCCAGGAAAGACACCCUGACCAGAUUGAAGAGGAGACUGUUUCAGUUGAUGCUACUGAUGUCUGUUCUUCUGGGGCAGAUAAGAAAACCCAAGAGCAGUCUGAAGAAACUGCAUGCGUAUCUGGUAAUACCAACGCAACAGUUGAAGCUACCCCAACUUCAUCCACUGCUGAGCAAGAGGAGCUAAUCAAGUCUCCACCUGCCAGCAAAAUUCAGCGUGGCACUCGAGGAAGAGCAGCACAGAAAUCCAAAAAUGGUAACAACGAAAUGGCCAAAGCACCUGCUGUGUUGGCAUUAAUUGAAGAGGAAAAUAUGAGUAGUCCACUUCCCGCUACUAGGGGAAGGAGAGGCAAGAAACUUCUUGAAGUUCCAGAAAUCACUGCCAGCCCAAUUAGAAAAUCAGCCCGUGGUAGAAUUCCCAAGCACAGCUUUGUGGAAGAAGAGGCCAAGAAUACUGAGACUUCACAAGUGCCUGUAAAGUCCAGGAAUACUGAGAUGCCAGACUGCCUGCCUGUCGUUACCAAACCCAGGAAAGGAAGAAAAGCUAAGCAAGAUGGUGCUGAUGCUGCAGUUGCGUCCACUCAUGAUGCAAAUGCUGUUGACCCACAGUGUCCAGAUGCAAAUGAAGAGCAGGUCCAAGCCCCUCUUGUGAAACCUGGGAGGAGAAAGAAGCUGGAUAAAACCGAAAGACAACCUUCAGAAGAACUUGAACAGAAAACAACUGAAAUUGUUUGUGAGGAAAAUGCUGUUGCACCAGAGGAUGUCAAGUUGCAGACUUCACUAGGUACUGAGACGAUCUCUGCAACUAGAGCUAGGAGGGGAAGGCCAGCAAAGAAGGAAUACUUGAAAACCGAGCCAACCCCUGCUUUGGAAAGCGAAAUUAAAAGCACUCAUGCUGUUGUAGUGGCUGAGAAGCCAGUGAUACCUGUAGCAAAGUCAGUGCGAGGAAGGAAAGGUAAAAAAGAAACUGUCAAGGACCAACCCUUGGAUGAUGAUGAUGAUGUCAUGGUUGUUUCCAAAACUGUGGCAGAGGCCAAUGUUGACCAUAAAGAGGAGCCUGAAACUCCUGUGGUCAAGUCUGGCAGAGGACGAAAAACCAAACAGCAGAAACCACAAAUGGCUGAAGAGGUUGUUGACCAACCUGCUGUAGAUACCAGCACACAUUUACCUGUGACUGAAGAACACACUGAAACAGUGGUAAAAUCUGUGAGAGGAAAUAGGAAGACAAAGCAGUCAAAGGAGACUGUUUCAGUUGAGGCUGAGGAGAACGUUGUCAGCCCGGUUGAACAAGCAGAGACCCCUGUUGUGAAAUCGGGUCGAAAAAGGGCUGUUAAUGCAAAGGAAACUGAAAUGGUGGCAGACGUUUCUGUCAAAAGAGGUCGCCGUGCUGUUGCAGACCCUGCACCACCAGUUGCUGUGGUGUCUAGCCGUGCACGUAAAGCAGUUGUCAAAGUAGAGUCUGAGGUUACUGAGGAUGUAGCUUCAUCAGAAGAGCCAGUUAAGCCUGUUAAACAUACCAGGAGAACAGCAAAAGCACCUGAAUCAAAGAAACAAGAAAAUACCAUGAUACAGGCAGGUUCUGAAUUUGUUGCUGCUGAGAAAACACCAGGUGUUGCACUGGAGAAAGUGGAAAGAGGAAGCCGUGGCAAAAAACUGAAGGAUUCAACUAAGAACAUCCCUAACAACCCAAUCAAUGAAUCUGCUACAGCUGAGGAAGCUAGUAAAAUAAAACCCUCAAGAACAGUUAACUGGAACCCAGAUUUGGUCGUCUGUAAAGACAUUGAAGAGUCUGAAACUUCUACAGAUGUAAAAGAGCCACAGCUGAAGAAAUCCAAAAGGUUAGGCAAAUUACCAGCUGAGACGACCUCCACAGAAUCAAAUCAAUCAACUGAUCUGCCACCCAGAGGCCGCAGAGGGAGAGGAGCGAAAAAAGAAGAAAUUCCCGUUGAAGAGACUCAAGAAGAAGCUCAGAUAAACGUCAAGCCAUUGAGAAGAGGAAAGGCAGUGGCUCCUUCUGCGCCCAAAUCGAAGCCCACUGAUAGUAAGACAUCAACUCCCCUCAAAAGAAAAAGGAAUGAGGUGAUUGAGGUAACGGAUGAGUCCGUAAAUAAGCAACCUUUGCCAAAGAGAAGAGGCAGAGUAGUUGAAGUUGCAGCAGAGGUCUCCAGCAAAGAGAAAACGCCUGAAGCUGAACCAGAAAAGGCUGAGCCUACUCCCAAGAAGACUGGAAAUAAAGCUACAAGAGGACAGAAAAGGACAGCCCAGGAACCAGAUCCAGCACCUGCUAAGUCUGUUUCAGGAACUACCACUCGAAAAGCAAGGAGUGUGAAAAAAGUCAAGGAAGUAGAUGUCCCUACAGAGGCAGCUCCUGUCAGGCGCACCAGGAGGAAGUAAAGCACUGAUCUUACAGAGUGGUCUUAAUUAUCUAUUCUCUGUAAUCUCUGAAAAAAGUUUUAGUUUUAUAUGUUUGUAAUAUUGCAUUGUUUUUUUUUUCUAUACAUUUUUCAGUGUAAUUUUAGCUGAUUUUAUCUUAGGGAAAACUGUGUACACUUAUCAAAUGUGUUUUUUAUGUUCUCUUAAACUCAGAUGAAAGGGGCAUUGAAAGUAUAGGCAGGCUUGUUUUUACUUCAAGAAAAUGUUUAAAGACUUUCUGCAUUUGAACUGUUAACUUCCGUCAAAUACAUUUAUCUUCUUUAUUCCUUUUGUAUUUUUUUUUUUUAAAGAAUAAAAUAAGUGAGGGGUGCAAAACCAGGUUUGAUCUGUCACAAUUCUUAAGCCCAAGAGUGUGUAUUGUGCUGUAGUGGUAAGUGUACAUGUGACAUGGAUGAAAGUUUUCAUUAAAAAGAUUUCUCACCUCA